This is a messenger RNA of Ixodes scapularis (black-legged tick), 1037 nucleotides long. RefSeq names its product piggyBac transposable element-derived protein 3-like. The record is from RefSeq and is a predicted model, not a curated record. NCBI's taxonomy places the organism in Eukaryota, Metazoa, Arthropoda, Arachnida, Ixodida, Ixodidae. Bases 303 to 1037 code for a protein of 244 amino acids. The transcript is spliced from 2 exons.
GUCCCCAGAAACCAAAAAAAUGGGGGUACAAAGUAUUUGUUCUCUCAGGAGUAAGUGGCUUCUCGUACAAGCUAGAACUGUACACGGGACAAGAAAACUCUGCCCCAAGACGUGCAGGAGAGCCUGACUGUGGAGCAAGCGGGAACAUUGUUGUUCGAUUGUGCAGGUUAAUCCCAAGAGGAGUCCACCACAAAGUGUAUUUCGAUAACUACUUCAACUGUCCAACCCUUCAGGUGUACCUGGAAAAAGAAACCGUGCACUGCAUUGGUACAGUCCGGAUCAACCGAGUAACGGGUAUCAGCAUGCCAUCUGACAAGGAAAUGAAACAGAAAGGAAGGGGAAGCUUUGAAGAGAAGGUAGCGACCCUGGAUGGCAUUCAGCUGUCGUGUACAAGGUGGCAAGACAACAGAGCCGUCACCUUGCUGUCCACCUUUGUUGGGGCAGAGCCUGUCCUAACUGCGCCAAGGUGGAGCCAAAAAGAAAAGGAGAGGCGCGACAUACCGUGUCCGUCGGUGAUAGGCGCUUAUAACAAGCACAUGGGAGGAGUGGAUCUCUUAGACUCUCUGAUCUCCCUCUACCGCGCCCAUCUCCAAUCGAAGAAAUGGUACUUUCGUAUUUUUCUUCAUAUUCUCGACUUGACGGCUGUAAAUGCCUGGCUGCUGUAUAGGAGGAAUGCCGAGACUACUUCCGAUCAACCAACACGAAAGCUCAUGCCAUUAGCAGAGUUCAAGGUGGACCUCGCCACGUCACUCUGCAAAGCAGGAAAAAAUCAACUGAAGAAAAGGGGAAGGCCCAGCAAUGAGUCCGUGGAGCAAGGCAUCCAGCUGAAGAAGACAAGAGGUCCUUCAGCACCGUGUCCACCUCAAGAUGUCAGGAUUGAUCAGGUUGGCCACUGGGUGCUUUGGAGUCAGAAGCGACAGCGUUGCAAGUUUCCUGGAUGCAAGGGCAUUUGUAUGAGCUACUGCUCUAAGUGUGGCACUCACCUGUGCUCAACAAGCAAGAAUAACUGCUUUCUUUUGUAUCACACAAGCAAAUGA